This is a messenger RNA of Penaeus chinensis, 3079 nucleotides long. Its product is annotated as transmembrane protease serine 13-like. Gene Ontology annotation, molecular function: protein binding; serine-type endopeptidase activity. Lineage: Eukaryota; Metazoa; Arthropoda; Malacostraca; Decapoda; Penaeidae. Gene Ontology annotation, biological process: proteolysis. Bases 421 to 2334 code for a protein of 637 amino acids. The transcript is spliced from 14 exons. The record is from RefSeq and is a predicted model, not a curated record.
UCAGCCCCGGCCGCCAUCCCUCGCUCUUGCUGUCUGUGUCUCGUUUCGGGUCUCCGUUUUCGAAGCAGGUCUGGAAGGAGAAGUUAAAGCAGAAGAUGGAAAUGUGGUCGAAUCUGUUGUCCUCUGCGUUCUUCCUCCUCUUUUUAUUCCGAGAAGCCGCCCCUUGUUCCCUGCUCGAGGUGGAGUGCGACGGCCUGUGCACGACUGCGUGUGACAGCCAUAUCGAGUGUUCAGAUGGGAAGGAUGAAUCGCCGCUGUUGUGCAGAGAGAGGAAUUGCCAGGCAGCCGAAUCGAUAGUAAUGCUGAGUCCCUUCGGCGUGGACUCAAGCGAUCUGGGCGUAGCCAGCGAGCCCUUCCGCUGCGACUACGGGGCCUGCAUUCCGCCCCAGUUCAAGUGCAACGGCCACAUGGACUGCUGGGAUGGCUCUGACGAGACGCAGGAACUUUGUUUGCACCACAAGUGCUCAGAGUCGCACGUUCAAGUGCAAGUACGGCGGGUGCCUCAAGCGACUCCAGGCGUGCGACGGGAAGGCACAAUGCUUUGACGGCUCCGACGAAGACCCCAUGCUGUGCAAGCGGAAGCGCUGCUACUCGAGGCAGUUCCGGUGCUCCUACGGGGCCUGCAUCAAGAAGGAAGAAAAGUGCAAUGGGGUUUCGGAUUGCUUCGAUAGCUCGGACGAGACCCCGGAACUCUGCGGUCCAGACCACACGUUCACGAAAACCGAAUCACGGAUGCGCGUCCCAGCGGCCCUAGCGUCCUUUUUUAACCCACAACCUCCAGCAGCGUCUACCACACAACCAACAACUACUGCCACAAAUCCACCUCUGCCACCACCAACUACCACACAGCCUACAACAACUACCACGCAACCACCCCCACCACCACCAACUACCACACAGCCAACAACAACUACCACGCAACCACCCCCACCACCACCAACUACCACACAGCCAACAACAACUACCACGCAACCACCCCCACCACCACCAACUACCACACAGCCAACAACAACAACUACUACGCAACCACCCCCACCACCACCAACUACCGGGCAACCACCCUCGCCGCCGCUAGCCGAUACAGACUCAGACUUAGAAGCUCCAUUUCCAUACACCCCGAGUUUUCCAGGCGAGGACGUCCUCGGCUGCGAUGGCGUCCAGUCGUGUCCUUGCCCUCCACCUUUGCAACAUUUCUGCAUCCCCUGCAAUGCUUGGAAUGAAACCUGCACUCGUAUCGGAGAGGAGCAAGUGUGCCUGAUGCCGUCCCGAAGCGCCCUGACUGGCAUCGAAGUGGAGGUGCUCUCAUGUGGCGCCAACGCCUUCCUAAGUCUGGCUGGGAUGGUACGCGUAGACAGGGAGUGCGGUACCAACCAGGGCGUCCCAGUCCUAACGGUGGUGACAGCGGACUGCUGGGGUACCACUACCCUGAUAGCAGAGUGCCAUGCUGACGGCCUGUGGCAUCCUUACGGGGAGCCCAAGAGUGCCAAACCUAUGCGGCAUCUGUGCCAACCUCACACCCUUAAUGCUGAUGUGUGUGGCAAGCGGGCCAGGUACGUGAGGCCCCCCGGCCGGUACGUGCCCUACGAGACCGCGUCCCUCUGGCCUUGGCUGGCGGGGCUCUUCCGCCACGAGAAGUACGCCUGCACCGCCGCCCUCGUCAGCCCCUCCUACCUCCUCACGGCCGCCCACUGCCUCACCAGCCUGAGAUCCACCGGAACAGAGUCGCAAGAGACUUCGCAAGAAACCGUGGAUCUGCGCGACCUGAGAGUUCAGCGUCUCGACGAGAGGGGCAACGUCAUCAAGGGAUAUGUCACGGCAGUCCACCUCUACCCAGCGUACGAGUCGGGUGCCAGGCCCUCCCGCGACAUCGCCCUCGUCAGACUGGAGAAGCCCGCGUUGUUCUCCCGAAAGCUGGUUCCCGCGUGCGUCCUGGCGGGGUCUUUCCCGAGGCAUGACGUAGCCGCGACCUUCAACCGCACAAUCGCACGCUUCAGAUGGGAGAUGAUCCUGCAAGAGCACGAUCCGCGAUGCCAUUCGCCCCACGACCGCUGUGCCUCGGCGCUCACGGUCGACAGAGACCAAUUUUGUGGCAUUGACAAAGAAUACCAGAGGUACCUUCCCGAGGGUUCCUCCGGCGGCCCGUACCUCGUGAACCUGGGCACCGACGCAGACGAGAAGUGGACGGUGGCCGGCGUCGUGUCCUCUUCCUACGGCGAAGCCUCCUGCAGCCGUCCGUACACCAUCUUCACGGCCGUAGGGAAUUACUGGCCAUGGAUCGAGCGAUGUGUCUAUCUUGGAAAUUGUUCUCAGCCUUUGGAGGACGAUGGGGAAUGAAAGAUAAUUAUUCUCAUCCCCCGAUAAGUUCUAAGAAUGUAAGGGGGUAAUAUUGUUCGUUGCUCUUUUUAGGACUGAUGGACAUGAUAUGCAAACGUGUUAUUUAACAUUUCGGAACAUUGCUAUGACAUCCGUGCAGACGUGUUCGGAGAUUCGUUUGGACGGUAGCACCCGGAAGCAUGUUCGAGAUACGUGUGGACGAUGCCCGGGCGGCAACGAGUGCGGGGAGAAGCACUUCUUACCGUAUGGCUUAUUUAGAAGAAUGUGUGUAUCAUGUUUCAGACAUGUUAACAGCAGUGUUUUACGCUGUAUGUACAAGGCCCACGGUUCCGUUCACACGAUCGAGUAGUUGGCGCACCUUUGGCUUGUGUCAGCGGGCAAAUCAAGACAGUGCCGGAGUGAAGUCAUUGCAACAGACAGUGGCAAAUUGUGUAACAAAGUUCAUAUGGACCCUAAGAAGCUUUUAUGUCUACUACUUGAUUUAUGCAAUUGCCAAAUGCCAAGUCUGUUCCGCCACCAACUGAAGUUCACUUGUCUAGCCCGAGAUCCUCACUGUUGUGCAGAUUAGAACUCAUACUGGUUACACCCUCGCCUGGCCUCUCUUCACGCCCCUUUCAGCACUGUACAAUCAUGUGGGCGAAAAGUAAGAGAGACUAAGCGAUGUUACUAAAAGGAUAGAACAAAAUAGUAGUUUUCCCGUACUAUCCCUUGCUUCUAACUUCCGAAUAUAUCCUAUGCACAUCAC